Molecule: messenger RNA, 1875 nt
Organism: Phaeoacremonium minimum UCRPA7
Lineage: Eukaryota; Fungi; Ascomycota; Sordariomycetes; Togniniales; Togniniaceae
Product: putative flavin-binding monooxygenase-like family protein
Exons: 4
Coding region: 1-1875 (624 amino acids)
Source: RefSeq, a predicted model, not a curated record
AUGGAGCAGUUGGACCUCGUCGUGAUCGGAGCGGGCACCUACGGCCUCGCUGCCGCGAAGCAGUAUCAUGUCUCGCACCCGGACCACUCGCUCGCGGUCCUCGACGCCUACAGCACCGUCGGCGGUGUGUGGUCUACCGAGCGCAUCUACCCGGGUCUCAAGUCCAACAACCUCCACGGCACCUACGAGUACCCGGACUUCCCCAUGACAACUGAGCGCUUCGGCGUCAAGCCGCGGGAGCAUGUUCCCGGCCCUGUGAUCCACGACUACCUGGAGGCCUACGCGCGCGAGUUCGGCAUCGACAAGCACAUCCGGCUCAACACCAAGGUCCUCUCGGCAGAGCACCAGGCCGAGGGCGGCUGGGUCGUCGAGACGAAGAAAGAGGGCGACGCCGCAGCGACGAAGCUGCUCGUCAAAAGGCUCGUCGUCGCGAUGGGCCAGGUGUCCGAGCCUUGGAUGCCACACAUCAAAGGCCAGGAAGAGUACGGCAGGCCGAUCUUCCACAGCAAGGAUUUCCGGGAGCAUAAAGACACGAUCAACGCUGAGAAGCGGGUUACCGUCUUCGGAGGCACUAAGUCUGCUUGGGAUGCCGUUUACGCCUACGGCACGCAAGGCGUCAAGGUGGACUGGAUCAUUCGACCGACCGGCCAUGGCCCAGGAUGGAUGUCGCCGCCUUUCGUGACGCCGCUGAAGAAGUGGCUUGAGAAGCUCGUUAACACCCGCCUGCUUCACUGGUUCGGCCCCUGCAUCUGGGACCAGGACAGCGGCUACCACGGCAUCAAGUCCUUUUGGCACGGCACCGCCCUCGGCCGCGCCAUCACCAACGGCUUCUGGAGCGCCAUCGCCGCCGACGUCAUCGGCCUCAUGGGCUUCGACAAGGAUCCCGAGCUCGCCAAGCUCAAGCCCACCGCCGAGGCCAUGCACACGGGAACCUCCUUCAGCAUCCUCAACUACGACACUGACUUCUUCGAGCCGAUCCGCAACGGCACCGUGCGUAUCCACGAGGCUGACCUGUCGCACCUCAGCGAGGGCAAGAUCCACCUUGAUGAUGCCGAGGGCACCGUGCUCGAGUCGGACGCCUUCCUCGCCGUGACUGGCUGGAAGAGCCUCCCGACGUUGAAGUUCCUGCCCGAGGGUAUCGACCGCAAGAUCGGUCUGCCUUACAUCCCCACCGCCAACGACGAGGGUCGGUCUCCUGACGAGGGCCUCGCGUCCCGCACCGACCUCCUCGACAAGGCCGAUGCCGAGAUCCAAGAGCGCUUCCCCCGUCUCAAGGUACCCAUGAAGUUCAACCCGAACUACGUGCCCUUGACCGAGACCAAGGCCUUCAGCACACCCGCCUCUGACGCCAUCUCGGCGCCCACCAACCCCUACACCCCGAUGAUGCUCUACCACUUCAUGGUCCCCGGCACCGCUGAGUUUCUCCGCACAAAGGACCUCGCCUUCGCCGGCGGUGUCGGCAACUUCAGCAACGUCAUCUGCGCGCACGUCCAGGGCCUCUGGAUCAGCGCCUUCUUCGACGGCACCCUCGCCCGCGACCCGAGCUCUGCCGUUGUGCCCGUCGGCGUGAACAAGCAGGCCGACACCGCCGGCCAAGCGGGCAGUGCCAUCCUCACGCUCGACGAGGUCCACUGGCAGACGGUCCUGCACAACCGCUUCGGCAAGUGGCGCUAUCCCAGGGACAUUGGCGCCAGGUUCCCCGAUUUCAUAUUCGAGGCCGUGCCGUACUUGGACAUGAUGAUGGCGGACAUGGGCCUCGCCGUGCACCGCAAGAAUGGCUGGUUCAACGAGAUAACGGAUCCGUAUGGCCCGGAGGACUACGCCAACAUCAACGAGGAGUUUGCGACUAACCUGCAGGCCAAGCAGGCUAUAUAG